AUGGUGUAUUCAGUCCCUCUGAUCAUAUUUAUGGAUGAUGUUUCCGGGAAUGUCUUGAAACAGUGGAACAAGCACCAUGCAAUAUACAUGUCAAAUGCCAACUUGCCUUGUGAGAUGCUGGAGAAGGAAUUCUGCGUUCAAUUUGUAAUGUCAUCCCUGCACGCUGUGCCAAUGGAAUUAAUGCAUGCAAUGAGGGAGUCUAUUGACUCAAUGAUGCUUAUUCCUUCUGGACUCUUUGUCGCAGGAGACAAUCCAAUGCAGGCACAAGAAUGUAGUCAUGCAGGGUUGAACUGUAAUUACUUUUGCAGGACCUGCCACAUUGGUGGCAUGAAAGAAUACAAGGAGUUGGACGUCGGUUACAACAAAAUGACAUUGCAAGUCUGUCAGCAAUUUGAGACGGCGUUAUGCUCGGGAGCUGCAGGGAAGAUUGCAGCCGCCACAACGUCAACUGGAGUUCGUGACUCUCUUUCAUCUUCGCUCAUUAAUACACUGGUAGAAUUGGGCAAGAAACUGCGAAAACGAGACACAGGACAGUCAGCGUUAGCAGAAUCUGAAGUUUGUGCUAAGCUGGAGGACGAGCUCGAGCAUUUGUUGCAAAGCAGGACAUGCUAUGAUGCGAUAAACCCCCUUCUCGGGAUGAACGGACUCAAUAUUCACCUCGACACUCCGACCGAGAUUCUUCACACUGUUCUACUUGGCGUUGUGAAGUAUUUCUGGGGCCAGACUGUCUUUCUACUCGAGAAAGCAAAACUACUCACUGUGUUUCAGACGCGUCUCGCCUCAUUGGAAACGGAUGGCUUGAAUGUGCCGUCCCUGAAUGCUGACUACAUUUGUCACUAUAAAGGGGGCUUGAUCGGCAAGCAUUUCAAAAGUCUUGCACAGGUUAUGCCAUUCGCUGUGUAUGACCUUGUUCCAAAGAGCGUUCUCGAUGGAUGGACUGCAAUCAGAGAAUUGGUUGUCCUCAUUUGGCAUACAAAAAUCAACGACACUGAAAGCUACUUGGCAGCACUAUCUCGAAAAAUUGGCGACUUUCUCAAUGUGGGUAUUGGUAUGAUGCUGAUGCAGAACAAUGGGUUCAGAGAGGCCCGCAGGUUGUCACCUACCUUGAAGACCAUCCUGAACAUGGUUGACUGCUUGGGAUUCCCAAUGAAAAUCUUGUAG
Messenger RNA from Suillus paluster, 1161 nucleotides. RefSeq lists its product as uncharacterized. NCBI's taxonomy places the organism in Eukaryota, Fungi, Basidiomycota, Agaricomycetes, Boletales, Suillaceae. The coding region runs from base 1 to 1161 and encodes 386 amino acids. The record is from RefSeq and is a predicted model, not a curated record. The transcript is spliced from 6 exons.